Messenger RNA from Helicoverpa zea (corn earworm), 948 nucleotides. RefSeq names its product superoxide dismutase [Mn], mitochondrial (gene Sod2). Bases 145 to 792 code for a protein of 215 amino acids. Lineage: Eukaryota; Metazoa; Arthropoda; Insecta; Lepidoptera; Noctuidae. Gene Ontology annotation, cellular component: mitochondrion. Gene Ontology annotation, biological process: superoxide metabolic process. Gene Ontology annotation, molecular function: metal ion binding; superoxide dismutase activity. The transcript has 5 exons. The record is from RefSeq and is a predicted model, not a curated record.
UUUGUUGCCAUUGACAGAAAGAUUGCAUUGGAAUUCGCAAUUGCAUAAUUACCAGUUUUUGAUACUUACGUAUUAUCGGAUAAUAGUUAUUACCGGUGCUUUUAUUUGAAGUAACGUCGCAUUUGUUUUUCACUGCCUUUAAAAAUGUUCGCAAAACGCCGGUUCCUGCUCACGUCGGCGGUGAACGCCGUUCGGCAGAAGCACACGCUGCCGGAGCUGCCCUAUGAGUACAGCGCCCUGGAGCCUGUCAUCAGCAGGGAGAUCAUGAGUCUGCACCAUAGCAAGCACCACGCUACAUACAUAAACAACUUGAAUGCUGCUGAAGAGAAACUUGCUCAAGCACAGGCUAAAGGUGACAUCAGCACAGUCAUCAGUUUAGCUCCCGGACUCAAAUUCAAUGGUGGUGGUCACAUCAACCACACCAUUUUCUGGCAGAACCUUUCACCCAAUGGCGGGAAGCCUUCCGGGUCACUCACCCAGGCCAUUGAGAAGGACUUUGGUUCCUGGGAUAACAUGAAGAACCAGCUUGCAGCAGCAUCUGUGGGAGUGCAGGGUUCCGGAUGGGGCUGGCUCGGUUACAACAAACAGAUGAAGAAGCUACAAAUUGCCACCUGCCAGAACCAAGAUCCUUUGCAAGCAACUACUGGGCUCAUUCCCCUAUUCGGUAUUGAUGUCUGGGAGCACGCCUACUACCUGCAAUACAAAAACGUGAGGGCCGACUACGUAAAGGCAAUAUUCGACGUCGCUAACUGGGGGGACGUCUCAAAGAGAUUCGAAGCUGCGGUCAACUAAACUGACCAUUUCGUUUAUCUCGCAUUUUAUUUGGUUAAAACCAGCUGAAUGAUAAAGCUUUAAAUUAUGUUACAUCAAAAGUUUAUGUUUCUCACAUAGUGAAGCUCUGAUUAGAUUCAUGUGAUACAAAAUAAGUUUUAGAACCUUUUUAUCUUA